Opisthocomus hoazin is the source of this 3078-nucleotide messenger RNA. NCBI's taxonomy places the organism in Eukaryota, Metazoa, Chordata, Aves, Opisthocomiformes, Opisthocomidae. The record is from RefSeq and is a predicted model, not a curated record.
UUCGAAUUUGCUGACUUCUGUCUGACUCUUGGGCCGGCACAAUGCUUCUGCUGUUCGAAGAAAACCAGUCCAAAUUACCUGAGCGAGAGCUUUUUCAUGGUGAAAGGCGCAGCGCUUUUCUUACAACAAGGAAACAGCGCCCAGGGCCAGCGAAGCCUCCAGCAUCCUCACAAACAUGCAGGUGAUUUGCCCCAGCACCUCCAGGUGAUGAUCAACCUCCUGCGCUGUGAGGAUAGGAUCAAACUGGCUGUCCGUUUGGAAAGUGUGUGGACAGACCGAGUCCGGUACAUGGUGGUUGUAUACAGCAGCGGACGGCAGGACACAGAAGAGAAUAUUCUGCUGGGUGUGGAUUUCUCCAGCAAGGAGAGUAAAAGCUGCACAAUAGGAAUGGUUCUUCGUCUGUGGAGUGAUACUAAAAUCCAUCUUGACGGUGACGGUGGCUUCAGCGUGAGCACUGCAGGGAGAAUGCACAUCUUCAAGCCAGUGUCGGUGCAAGCCAUGUGGUCUGCUUUACAGAUCCUCCAUAAAGCCUGUGAAGUUGCAAGAAGGUACAACUACUUCCCCGGCGGGAUGGCCUUGGUCUGGGCCACGUACUACGAAAGCUGCAUCAGCUCCGACCAGAGCUGCAUCAACGAGUGGAACGCGAUGCAGGACCUGGAGUCCACCCGCCCCGACUCGCCAGCCCUGUUUGUUGACAAGCCAACUGAAAGGGAACGAACAGAACGGCUCAUUAAAGCCAAACUCCGGAGCAUCAUGAUGAGCAAAGACCUGGAAAAUGUGACUUCUAAGGAGAUACGAAAUGAGCUGGAGAAGCACAUGAAUUGCAACUUGAAGGAAUUCAAGGAAUUUAUCGACAAUGAAAUGCUGCUUAUCCUGGGUCAGAUGGACAAACCGUCUCUGAUUUUUGAUCAUUUGUAUCUGGGGUCCGAGUGGAACGCCUCCAACCUCGAGGAGCUGCAGGGCUCGGGCAUUGACUACAUUUUGAACGUGACCAGGGAAAUAGAUAAUUUCUUCCCCGGUUUGUUCGCGUAUCACAAUAUCCGAGUGUACGACGAGGAGACGACGGACCUCCUGGCUCACUGGAACGAGGCGUACCACUUCAUAAAUAAGGCCAAGAAGAAUCACUCCAAGUGCCUGGUGCACUGCAAAAUGGGGGUGAGCCGGUCAGCAUCUACCGUUAUCGCUUACGCGAUGAAGGAGUUUGGUUGGUCCCUGGAAAAGGCCUAUAACUACGUGAAGCAGAAACGCAGCAUUGCAAGACCGAACGCAGGCUUCAUGAGACAGCUUUUGGAGUACGAAGGCAUUUUAGACGCCAGCAAGCAGCGCCACAAUAAGCUGUGGAAGCAGCAGGCGGAGAGCAACCUACCCCAGAACACGGAUGGCACCACGGGCUCGGGCGACUUCUUACUCGAGAGCUUAGAUAUCGACCUGGAAAACCGCCUGGUUGACCUGGACACGCCAUCACAGUCAGCGUACCUGGACAACCGCGCCGGCGCCGAAGUGUCCGUGGGGUUUAAUUACUGCUUCCGUCGCCUCUCGGACACGCUGCUGGAGAACAAGACCCCCGGUGACAGGGAGGGCUUUUUCCACGUGGAGGAGCUGGAGCGGGACGCGCUGGCGGAGCGCGCUGCCUCGCUGGUGGGACAGCCGCCGCCUGCGCCUUCGGGGGGGGAGCUGGUGGAAAGGGCGAAAGCCCUGGAGACGACGGAGCCGCUGGCGGAGCUGAGCAGUUUCAGCGAGAAGGAGGUGAAGAAGAAACCGGACUUCAGCCCCAGGAAGGGAAGGAUGGUGCUGGGCCCCGGGGACCCAGGAGAGGACGGUGUCAGGGAGGAAAAUCCGAUGGAGAAGUGGAAGCGGCGUUUGUCCAUGCACAAGGAGGAGAGCAGGCUUAAUAGAGAGAACUUGAAUAACAACAACAGCAAAAGGAGUUGCCCAGAGGAUUUUGAGCACGAUGCCGUGUUUGGGAUCCUCAGCAAAGUCAAGCCUUCCUAUCAGUCCUGCGCCGACUGCAUGUACUCCUCGGCCGGUUUGUCCCCCGACUCCUUCGGGGAGCAGUGCGAAAAGCUGAACGCCGGCGCUGCGCGUCGCGGCAGCACCAUCUGCACGCAGCCCGCCCUCCUCUCCCACAUCCACUCCCGCUUGAAAGGAAAAGAUGCACCAAAAACCCCGGUCAGAACUCUGCUGCCCAGGAGAAACUCGCACUGUGACAAGAACCUCCUUACCGCAGAAGCGGUGAAAGAAGAGUCUCUGGGCAGAAAAGACAGCAAACCUACCAAGGAUCUGAAGCACUUGUUCGGCAAAGACUUGGAAAAGCCGAGCGCGAACAGUUACUUGAUGCAGCAUCAGGAGUCGCUCAUUCAGCUGCAGAAAGCAGGCUUGGUUAGGAAACACACCAAAGAGCUGGAGCGGCUGAAGAGCCUGCCCUCGGACGCCUCGUCGCUGCUCCGAGAGGGCCCCCUGAGCAGAGCCGACGCUGGCAUCGCGGAGGAGAGCGAGGGUUUGAUUUCGCAUCACGGCCUCGUCCCUCUGCUGGGACCGGCGCCGCUGAUACCCGGAGACGCAGAAAACGGCGUGGAGAAGUUAGAGGUGAGACGCGUCUUGGAGGGGAGCUCUCAGAAAACCUCCACGCCUGUCACGUGUCGGUCGGAGCACACGAGCAGUUUCACCAAGGACUUUCUGAAGACCAUCUGCUACACCCCCUCGUCCUCCCGCAGCUCCAACCUGACGCGGAGCUCCAGCAGCGACAGCAUCCACAGCGUGCGGGGCAAGCCCGGCCUGGUGAAGCAGCGAACGCAGGAGAUUGAGACCAGGCUGCGGCUGGCCGGCUUGACUGUGUCCUCUCCUCUGAAGAGGUCCAAUUCUCUCGCCAAGCUGGGAUGUCUUAACUUGUCCUCCGAGGACUUAUCAAGUGACAUGGAUGUGUCGACCGUAACGGACUCGAAAGAGGCCGUUUCGAGCGAGUCUUCCGUGCUCUGUGAGCCACAAUCCACGCUGAGGAGCGCAGACGUCGCCUCCCCGCUGGCAGCGAAGCCAGCGGUUGGAAACUUGAAGAACACGCUUUGGGUGGACAAAAGUUGA